Molecule: messenger RNA, 1896 nt
Organism: Drechmeria coniospora
Lineage: Eukaryota; Fungi; Ascomycota; Sordariomycetes; Hypocreales; Ophiocordycipitaceae
Product: DUF2347 superfamily protein
Exons: 2
Coding region: 1-1896 (631 amino acids)
Cellular component (GO): lipid droplet
Source: RefSeq, a predicted model, not a curated record
AUGUCUCCCGCACCUCGUCGCCAACGUCAAUCCUCACCCCCGACCCUCAUCACCUCCCACCCUCCUGCGGCCGAUCGCCGGCCUCCGCUUGCGGCCCUCUUCCUCAUCGACUUCGAUGUCAAGGCAGGCUACACCAUCGUUUGGAAGCGCGCCGUCCCCAGCACCCUCGAGCUUGACGGCUGCGUCGAGUACAAGUCGCUGCCCUCCGGCCUGCACACGGUCCGGGACGACCUCAUCUACUUUGUUCACCAUGACUCCCAUGCCGGCCUCAGUGCCUUCGUCAACGAGCCUUGCGAUGAGGAGGAUGCCCGAAACGCUCGCAUGAUUGCCGUCGGCAUCCUCGUCCCCCUGAGCUACGGCCGCCUCGGCAGGGCGUGGAGGCAUGCCGAUGACUUGAAGGAUAUGGCAGCGAAGCUCGCAAAAGACCGCAACAUGACCGAGGUGCUGGAGCAGUAUUGGAACGCCAACAAGGCAAAGGACGCCGGCUCGGUCUAUUGCCCCGCCGAUCUCCCCCCCUCCCCUACGCUGGAUAGAAAGACGCCGGCUGGAAAUCAAUCCUCGUCGGAUGGCCACGCUCUGCUGCCCGCUCAGCAUAAACUCUCUCCCAACCACCCCGCCUGGAGCUUGAGCAAGUUGCUCGACAAGUUCGGCCCGCUCAUAUUUCCCAUCCAUAGAGCCGCCUUGCUACGAAAGCGCAUUCUGAUAUCAUGCCAUGCUCCGGUCCAUGAAGUCUGCGAUUUUGGUAACCUCACCCUGGCCGACGUGAUUCUCUCCCUCAUCGCUGACGACCUCGCAGUAUAUGACAUCUCUAUUCUCUCCAGCAUCCCCGUCUCCGUCGUCGACUCGCUGCCCGCCUCGGCACCCGCCCCGAGGAUGCGACCGCUUUUCACCAUCGGCAUCCAUGAUAUUCCUUUCCUCGUAAAGGACUUCGAGGCCACCAAAUCCCCGGCCGAAGCCCGCGAGAGCGUCGAAGAUGAAGCAGGCACCGGCUGGGUCGCCUGCACCACGGACAGCAUUCUGGCCAUGAAGGACACUCUUUGGGACAUGCUCAUCACUCUACCCGCCGAGCACUCGACCAACGCCAAGGAAAAGGUUUGGCCUACGGUAGAGUGUCCUCGCGGAAAUCCAGUCAAGGCAACUCAGCGCGACCUCCGCCGCUUUAACGCUCUCCGCGCCGGCCUCGACCGUUUGGCUGCGUCUGCACCCGACCCGUCUCAUGACACUCCUGAAGUUGAGACAUCGCCCACGUCUCCCCCAAUGGGCUCCCGCCAACCGGAUUUGUCCGCCUCGGAUGAAGGAAUUGACCAGCUUGUCGAGCCACCGAGUUGGGCCGCUCUUGCCUACAACGGUUAUAUGUGGUGGGCUAGCGCUGGCGAGCAACUGCGCUCCGAAGAGCAGGAAGAAUCCAGUCGUGACGCCGGACUGCUCGCCGACCUCUUUCCCACUCACCAGACCUCGCUUCGGUCAUCGUUGCGACCUGAUCCCCUGACCGACUCCGUUCUCUCACUUGCCGGUCGGCGUGCCGCAGAGGCGGAUGAGGCUCGCAUCGAGCUUGCUAUUAUCGCCUACUUUCACCGUCUGACCACCCAGAUUCUGUCCGUUGUCGUCGAUGUUGUCGAUGGUGCCGACGAGGCCUACCCUGGACAAUACCGUGACGCUGACGACCAAGACGAGGAUUCCGGCAAUGACGAUGAUGAUGAAAGAGAGGUGCUGCUCAGCAACGGCACAGAUAUGAACGUCGUCACGGUGGAUAGUCAGUGUGUCGAAAAUAUGGGGUUGGAUGUUUGGAGUGCGAGCGAUGCGCAGUUUGUUCAAGACCUCGUCUCCGCCUAUUUCGACCGCGAGGCACACAUAGAAGGCAAGGGCGUCGAGGUCUGCGGCGUUAGGGUCUGCUGA